Elgaria multicarinata webbii is the source of this 2021-nucleotide messenger RNA. RefSeq names its product ubiquitin like domain containing CTD phosphatase 1 (gene UBLCP1). Gene Ontology annotation, molecular function: protein serine/threonine phosphatase activity; protein binding. Gene Ontology annotation, biological process: protein dephosphorylation. The transcript is spliced from 11 exons. The record is from RefSeq and is a predicted model, not a curated record. Bases 75 to 1031 code for a protein of 318 amino acids. Lineage: Eukaryota; Metazoa; Chordata; Lepidosauria; Squamata; Anguidae. Gene Ontology annotation, cellular component: nucleus.
CGCGGGGCCCUUGCUGCCGACUUCUGGUUCCCGGGACGAUCGCUUGGGGUUUAUUUUGAACAUAUGUUACAAGUAUGGCUGUCUCUCUUAUUAUAAAAUGGGGUGGGCAGGAAUUUUUGAUAACCACCUUGUCAGAAGAAGACACAGUUUUGGAUCUCAAGCAGUCUCUCAAAGGACUUACUGGAGUGCUACCAGAGCGCCAAAAGCUUCUUGGACUUAAAGUGAAAGGCAAGCCAGCAGAGAAUAAUGUUAAACUUGGAUCGCUAAAAUUGAAACCAAAUACUAAAAUCAUGAUGAUGGGGACUCGUGAAGAAAGCUUGGAAGACAUCCUUGGACCACCCCCUGAUAACGAAGAUGUAGUCAAUGAUUUUGAUAUUGAAGAGGAAGUUGUUGAGGUAGAGAAUAGGGAGGAGAAUCUGCUAAAAAUCUCCCGCAGAGUUAAAGAAUACAAAGUGGAAAUAUUGAAUCCUCCACGAGAAGGGAAGAAAUUGUUGGUCUUGGAUGUUGAUUACACGCUGUUUGACCACAGGUCAUGUGCAGAAACUGGCAUUGAGCUGAUGAGGCCAUACCUUCACGAGUUCCUGACAUCUGCCUAUGAAGACUAUGAUAUUGUAAUUUGGUCUGCUACUAAUAUGAAGUGGAUUGAAGCUAAAAUGAAAGAGCUGGGAGUGAGCACCAAUGCAAACUACAAGAUAACCUUCAUGUUGGAUAGUGCUGCCAUGAUAACUGUGCACACUCCAAGGCGAGGAUUAAUUGAUGUAAAACCUCUGGGGGUAAUAUGGGGCAAAUUUUCAGAGUUUUACAACAAGAAAAAUACUAUUAUGUUUGACGACAUUGGACGAAAUUUUCUGAUGAAUCCACAAAAUGGACUAAAGAUAAAACCCUUCAUGAAAGCACAUUUAAACAGAGAUAAAGACAAGGAGCUUUUAAAACUUACUCAGUAUCUCAAGGAAAUAGCAAAAUUAGAUGACUUUUUGGAGCUGAACCACAAACACUGGGAAAGGUACCUUUCAAAGAAACAAGGACAGUAGCUUUCAUUUGUGACAUUGAAACCAAAGGAACAUGGAGACCUUUUGACCUUUCCUUUUGUGUAAGCUAGAAAAAAGUAGUGCUGGACACUAACUUGACGACCAGAUUGACUGCUUAUACCUGGUCUUCCCUUUGGUUUGCUCUAGGUAUUUCUGUCUGUCUCUCUCUUCUGAAGAUCACCGCUAACAACAGAAAGGAAAACUGGUUGCUCUUUCUUUCAUUUAUCUCUGGUAUUACCAUUGAGAACAAUGUCACUUUUACUGCCACUAUAAUAUCCCCACAUUUGUGAAGACUACCAUGUUUUCAAAGGGGAAAAAGAGCAAAUAUUCAGACCAAAAAAUAAAAAUCCUCAAACCCAGAAGUUUACUACAGAGCUAGUUUUGGCAUUUUCAGUUCUAGAAACAGUUUCCCAUCCCUGUUAUGGUAUUUAAGUCUAUGAACUAUAAGCUGUCUAAUUAUGUAUUAGUAUGUCAAGUGUUCUUUUGUGCAAGACAGUUUUAAGGACGGAAAGCGCCACUGGAGGGCAAAGAUGCCUUCAUGUAUAGAUCUUGAUGAUAAAACUGUUAUGAGAGGAGAGGAGGAGGAAUUACGAAAAACAACAACCCACCCCAAUAUUUCUUAACGCUUGGUUAAAAAAACAUUCCUUUCCUUUUUUAAAAAAAAGAUAUUUCCAACCAGAGGAAAGGUUUAAACCUGAAGAGAGCCAAGGAUUAACUCCUUAAAGCAUGAACAUUUAGUUGUUCUGUUCUAGUGAAAUCCUUCCAGGAUACAAAUGCUCUCUUGAUGGCAAUAUUCCACCCCAGCUAUUCUAAAGCAUCACUUAACUUGGGCUGCUCCAACCUGCACUGUGGAAGUGUGAUGUGUCCACUGUCUUGCAUUGCUGACAGUCCCUCAUCAUGCCUGUCUUGUAUUUGAAAGCAGACUGCUCCUUUCAAAUUCAGAUAGCAUAUAUUGUUCUUAAGGACAGGUGUGCUACUUAUAAUAAUAAAAAU